AGCAGAAAUCAUUUUCGGCUUCAAUCCGAAAGCACAAUGCUCGCCUUCUGCACCAUAGCUCUCGCUCUGGCUGGGUUGGCUCACCCCAAAGAGUUCCAGUUCCUAAACCGGGGCUCGCAGACCAUUUGGGUCGGAAUUCUGGGAAACAGACUGCUAGAAGAUGGAGGCUUCGCACUGGCGCCUGGUCAGCAGGUGAACGUGCCCUUCAGUGACAGUUGGUCGGGCCGUGUGUGGGCACGUACCGGCUGCAAUUUCGAUGCGAACGGCGUAGGUCCUUGUGAAGUCGGGGACUGUGGCAACAAGCUGAAGUGCAAUGGCGCAGGUGGAGUUCCACCUGUAUCACUCGCCGAGUUCACGACUGGGGAUUUGGACUUCUAUGACGUCAGCUUUGUUGAUGGUGCUAACGUUCCUAUAGAGAUCAUCUCACUAGGUGGAGUACCGGACCAGAACAACCAGUAUUCCUGCCAAACUGCCGGCUGCACUGUGGACCUGCUCUCUAACUGCCCCAAUGAGCUCCAAGUGAAGAAUUCAGCAGGGCAGACAGUGGCUUGCAGAAGUUCCUGUAAUAAGUUUGGAACAGACGAAUACUGUUGUGCUGGCGAGUACAACAAUCCUAAUGUCUGUGAUCCUUCCAAUUGGAUAAUCAACUCUGCUUCUUACUUCAAGAGAAACUGUCCCAAUGCCUACAGCUAUGCUUAUGAUGAUGGGUCCAGCACAUACAUCUGCCCACAUAACAAUGUGGGCUAUAUGAUUGUCUUCCAUUAAGACGGGGGAUAUAGCCUGUAACUUGGAUGACUGUGUGACAAUCGUGGAUAUUAAUAGACAAAAUUAUGUAUCUCACCCAUUUGUUUACUUUCCUCGGCCUAAUUUCCUUAUUUUAAAAGACUGGAAAGGCUGUACCCCUAAAAUGUAGUAGACAACAUUCCCAAUAGCAUCUUUGCAGUUCAGUGACUAUUCUUGCGAACUGUUUAUAAAAUUUGAUUAACGGUUUACGAUAGCAUGAAGAGUCCAAUUAUGGCCUUAAGUUUCUGGACUGUAUCAGGGGUCAAUACAAAUUUGAGUGAAAGUUUCCCAUAUCAAAUUUUUAAGAAAAUCUGCCCAGUGAUUUAUGUGUUGGUGUUGUUACUAACAGAUGAACCUACAUGAUCUCAGAAAAUUUGUGCAAUGAUCUCCAAUGAACCAUUUUUAAUUAGUCCAAAAGUUCAGGAGUUAUAGAAGGGAGGGGUAAACUUUGUCUCAUGGGGGGGGGGGUAAUUGGUCAUAAAAUGUGUAAUUUUUCCAUACAAUUUUUUUAAGCAUCUUUCACUGUAAUAAAUGUUUAGAGAAUUACAUGUCAGUUACGUUCCAAAUGCUCAUAGAUCUUUGCAUGAUAUGCAUGAAAUGAAUGCUGACCGUGUCUGUCUGCUUAUCCACAGGUUUCAAUUCGAGAAUCGUUAGAUGAAUUUUCAUGAAAUCUAACCAGUAAGGAAAAGUCUUCCCUAUGGAAUGCAGGCCAAAUAUGAUAAAAAAAAUACUAAUAAAUUCUUCAAAACUGUUGCAAAGUUCAAAUAUCUGGGAAGACAGUAAAAAUUAAAAUUGCAUUCACAAAGAAAUUAAAACCAGAUCAAAUUUCAAUUGAGUUCAAAUUCUUUGUCUUCAUACCUUAUAUCUAAAAAUAAAAAGAUUACAAUAUACAAUAUUGUGAGUUCACGAUUAAA
Messenger RNA from Cryptotermes secundus, 1697 nucleotides. RefSeq names its product pathogenesis-related thaumatin-like protein 3.5. NCBI's taxonomy places the organism in Eukaryota, Metazoa, Arthropoda, Insecta, Blattodea, Kalotermitidae. The transcript has 3 exons. The record is from RefSeq and is a predicted model, not a curated record. Gene Ontology annotation, cellular component: extracellular region. Bases 37 to 765 code for a protein of 242 amino acids. Gene Ontology annotation, biological process: defense response.